This is a messenger RNA of Elgaria multicarinata webbii, 842 nucleotides long. Its product is annotated as cytochrome c oxidase subunit 5A, mitochondrial. Gene Ontology annotation, biological process: mitochondrial electron transport, cytochrome c to oxygen. Bases 225 to 665 code for a protein of 146 amino acids. Gene Ontology annotation, cellular component: mitochondrial inner membrane. The record is from RefSeq and is a predicted model, not a curated record. Lineage: Eukaryota; Metazoa; Chordata; Lepidosauria; Squamata; Anguidae. The transcript has 5 exons.
CCCUCGGUGCAUCUCUGGACGGCGGCGUGUCGCGGCGCGUGGCCGAUUCGCGCGCGUGCCUCUCUGUGAGGGGAAGCCAGCGAAGGAGGGAAACGAGGAGUCGCAGUCGCCGCGCGGGCGCGCGCAAACCAGCCAGCUAGCUCGCCCGCUCGCCUCAGCCCCGCUGCCUUUCUCUCUCCCCUCACCGCACCGCCGACCCCCUUCCUCCUCCGGCCUCCUCAGCCAUGUUGGCAGCCGCUCAGCUCCUCCGCUGCUGCGCCGCCGCCGCCGCGCCCGCCUUCCGCACCCUGGCCCCGAGGGCGUCCCCCGCAGUGGUAUUGCCUGUACGCUGCUAUUCUCAUGGGGUGCAAGAGUCAGAUGAAGAGUUCGAUGCUCGCUGGGUGACAUAUUUCAACAAACCAGAUAUUGAUGCCUGGGAGCUUAGGAAAGGUAUGAACACACUGGUUGGUUAUGACCUGGUUCCAGAACCAAAAAUCAUUGAUGCUGCUUUGAGGGCAUGCAGACGACUAAAUGACUUUGCCAGUGCAGUCCGUAUCUUAGAAGUUGUAAAGGACAAAGCAGGGCCUCACAAGGAAAUAUACCCAUAUGUUAUCCAGGAACUUAGACCAACUUUGAAUGAAUUGGGAAUCUCAACUCCAGAGGAACUUGGCCUGGACAAAGUGUAAACUUGAUUGAUGAGCUUCCGAUGGGUUUAUUGUUAAUGCUACCUGAUUGUACAACAAUUGCCUGGAUACAGACAUUAUAAUAUUACCUAUUUGAAAUUACUUCUUCCUUUUUGUUGAGUCCUGGAAUAUGUAUUGUGAAGCUGGACCUAAUAAUAAAGGGGAACUGGUUUGAACUGA